Molecule: messenger RNA, 460 nt
Organism: Dimorphilus gyrociliatus
Lineage: Eukaryota; Metazoa; Annelida; Polychaeta; Dinophilidae
Source: the annotation of a GenBank genome assembly
GAUGGAUACUAAUAAUGACGGAGGAUGUACGACAUAUAGACCUAAUCCUACUAUAAAUUGCUCUUCCCAAGAUAUAAUUGUAAGGAAAAACGCAGUUGACCAAAAUUUAUCGGAGCAAUUGUCAAAUUUACCGGAAGGUGCAUGCUUUGUGUCUAUAUCACCGUUGACGAGUUGUUUAAGUGAUAAAGCUAAAAGUGAUCCAGAAACCAUUUCGGUUGAAAAUGUCGUGCUACCGUGCGAAAUGGAAAGAGAACCAACAAGAUUUCACGAAGCGGAGAGAGUUUUAUGUGCGGAAUAUGAAAAUGGAAUGAAGUAUCUUGUUAAGUGGAAAGGUAUAGAGGAACCAGAUUAUGUGGAUGGGCGGGAAGCAAGAUUACGAUUUCCUCAUCUUGUUAUAGACUUCUAUGAAGGUGUUGAAUCUAGUAAUUUUACAAGUAUGAUUGACAAUAUGACCGUUUAA